Messenger RNA from Mucor velutinosus, 3363 nucleotides. RefSeq names its product E3 ubiquitin-protein ligase. The transcript is spliced from 5 exons. Gene Ontology annotation, molecular function: ATP binding; protein serine/threonine kinase activity; RNA endonuclease activity. NCBI's taxonomy places the organism in Eukaryota, Fungi, Mucoromycota, Mucoromycetes, Mucorales, Mucoraceae. Gene Ontology annotation, biological process: mRNA processing; protein phosphorylation; intrinsic apoptotic signaling pathway in response to endoplasmic reticulum stress. Bases 1 to 3363 code for a protein of 1120 amino acids. The record is from RefSeq and is a predicted model, not a curated record. Gene Ontology annotation, cellular component: IRE1-TRAF2-ASK1 complex.
AUGACUAUAUAUCAACAAAAAAGAAGCUUGUUACUGGACUCUUCUAGAAAAGAUGGAGGAGGAGGAAGAGGAGGCAAAGGCGCCGCAUCAUCAUCUUCAGCAGCAGCAUCUUCAUCACCUGGUGGUCUUAUACCUACAAAUUUAGUUUUGGUAUCUACAUUAGAUGGCUCUAUUCGCGGCAUAGACCGUUUUCAAGGCGAUGUCCAUUGGACACUAAAAGGUGGGCCAGGAAGUUCUCUCAUCAAGUCCAACUCAAAUUUCGAAACACACAAAUUGUACAAACCGGGACCAACCUCUGUGGAUCGUCGAGACAGUAGUGGUGGCAGCUCUGACGAAGAAGAUACGGAUAGACUAUUUCUGGACACUUUCAACGAUAUUUUAACUGAUGGAGAUGAUUCAGACGACUACAACGAUGACCCAGAAUUCAAUCUGCAAGAUCACUGGGAUGAUUCUGACGAUGCUGAAGACCCAGACAUUUACUACAUUAUUGAGCCUCAAGAUGGAGGCACUCUGUACAUCUAUGGAGAUGGAAGGCCUUUGGAGAAAUUACCAUUUUCAGUUGAAGAGAUUGUUACCAAUUCGCCCUUCCGCACACCAGAUGGCACAACUUACAUUGGCAGAAAGAGCACAUUGAUGAUUGAAAUCGACCCAAGAAAUGGAAGAAUCCUGCAGCAAAUCGAUCUCAACAAAGUAGAUAAUCAAUAUCGCAUGGCAACUCAAAGUCAAUAUCCUGCUAGAACAAUUUUCCUCGGUAGAAAUGAGUAUAAAGUUGCAAUUUAUGACGAUCACUAUAAAAAGCUAUGGAAUGUCACCUAUAGCGAAUAUAUACCCAACAAACUGGAUUGGGAUGUCCCCACAAGCACAGUUCCAUCAGACAUCUAUGUUGCUCCUGACGCCACUCAAGCAAUCACUGGCAUCAACGUCCAAAACGGCAAUUUAAUGUGGACAAGAGACCUGCCUUAUCCUGUAGUCAGUGUAUUUGAUGUUUAUCGACGAGAGGAUUACACCUUUGCAGUGUCAAAGCAAGAUCCUCCAAAGUCACUCACCAAGGGCGCUGUGGGCAACAUGCUGAGCCUGAUGUUUAGAAAGCACGAAAUUGCAACUGCGUAUGUUGGUGUUCACGAUGGUAGUCUGUUCGCGCUCUCCACCAAAAAGUACCCACUGGUUCAAAUCUCACCUUGGGCUUCCAUGUACACUGGUCGCCGUCCUGGGGACACUAGCUCAGACCAUCCCAGUCGCAUGAUUGAAGGCAGUAAAGGUAACGAUCCCAACGCCAGCGAUUUUGAGUGGACGCAGAAGCCGCAUGAAAUGUGCUGCCAUGGCUGUGAAUAUCAUAUCGAUUGUCUCGUUGGCCAGCAUGUGGUUCAAUCUAUUAUUGAUGAUGUCGACGACGAAGACCACCCGUUAUACCAAUAUUCGAAACUCUAUCUGCCUACUGCUUCCUCCACCUCGUCAUCCUCAUCCUCAUCGCCUUCAGCUACCACAUUGCCUUCCAUUCCUAGAUAUCAUCGCUUAGAAGACAUGGAGAAUUAUGAUGAUGAUGACGAUGAUGAACGAAGAAAGAAAGGGUUUUUCCACGAAGGAUUUGGCAAGUUCUGGAAAAGCUAUGUCUUGGUGUCCUCUGUCAUUGUGUAUGUCUAUCGGGAUCGUGUGCAAACCUUUUAUCAAGUCAAAGUGCUGCCUCGCUGGAAGAAGCUACUCAAAAAGCGUGCCAAGGAGAAGCGCACAAGAGCCCGUAUUGCUGCUGCUGCAUUAGCCGAGAAGGAAAAGAUCAGCCGGGAACGGGCAGACUCACUGAACUCGCUGGAGAGUUUUGACGCGGACAAAUUCAUCAGAGAAAAGAUGGACGAAGAACGAAAGCAACUGGAAGCUGUGGCCUCAGCUAUUGCGGCGCAAAGAGUAAGAGAAGAAGAAGAGCAAAGAAAGAAGAAGGAAAAAGAGGAAGCAGAAGAGAGGGAGAAGAAUGAAAGGCUGGCAAAAGCAUCAAAGCAAGUUGUUGUUGUAAAGAAGUCGUCCACUGGUUUGGACCUAGAAAGCUUUAAACAAUCAAAGUCCAGAGUGUUGGAGAUUUCUGACAAAGUUCUCGGCUACGGAAGUCAUGGCACCGUUGUAUAUAAAGGCAUGUUUGAUGGCCGAGAUGUUGCAGUCAAAAGGCUCUUGUUGGAUUUCUACGAUGUUGCGCUCAAAGAGGUGAAACUACUGCAAGAAAGCGACGAUCAUCCCAACGUGGUACGCUACUUUUACAAGGAGGAAUCCGAUAGAUUCUUGUACAUUGCACUGGAGCUCUGCUUUGGCUCGUUAAAUGACUACAUGGAACGAACACUACCUAUACCCGAAAUGCAACAGUGCGACACAAUGAACCCUGCCAACAUCCUGUCACAAUUCACCUGUGGUCUUCAAUACCUUCACUCUCUCAAAAUUGUCCACAGAGACAUCAAGCCCCACAACAUCUUGCUGGCGCCCAGCAAAAAUCGAUUCAUGAAGGAUGCGCCUCAGAUGCGCGUCUUGAUAUCUGAUUUUGGUCUUUGCAAGAAGCUGGAUGGAGAACAAAGCAGCUUCAACUAUACAGCGGCAUCACCAGCAGGAACAUCUGGCUGGAGAGCGCCUGAACUGCUGGCUGGUGCACUGGCAGCAACUUCAUCCGACACUAGUUUCAGCAGCACAAGGGACUCAUCUUCAACAGAUCCCAAUACAAUGAUGGGCCGCGUAAAAGCUACAAGAGCUAUUGAUAUUUUUUCAACUGGUUGCGUAUUUUAUUAUGUGCUGAGUAGUGGUGACCAUCCGUUUGGUAAUCGCUUUGGCCGUGAAAACAACAUCUUGAAUGGCCAUUAUGAUCUGAGCAAGCUGGAUUCCAUGGGCGAAGAUGGCAUUGAGGCAAAGGACUUGGUGGAGAGAAUGAUAUCUACUGAACCCAAGCAAAGACCUAAUUGCGAUACUAUACUUUCACACCCCUUCUUUUGGUCUACCUCAAAGCGACUAGCCUUCUUGCAAGAUGCGUCUGAUAGAUUUGAAAUUGAAGAGCGUGAUCCACCCUCACCCUUACUGCAAACGCUGGAGUCGGAUGCAUCUACUGUCAUUGGUGUUGACUGGUACAAGCGCAUUGACCGUGUGGUUGCUAAUGAUCUGGGUAAAUUUAGAAAAUACGACGGCAAGCGAGUCCGUGAUUUACUGAGAGCCUUGAGAAAUAAGAAACACCACUGGCAAGACUUACCAGACCCAGUAAAGAAAGUAUACGGUGAACCACCCGACCAAUUCUUGUAUUAUUUUACUACCAGAUUCCCUCAUCUCCUUUUACAUACCUACUAUGUUGUCGCAAGCCAUCCUAAUCUCAAGAAGGAAGGCUCACUUGGACAAUACUUUUAA